Messenger RNA from Rhinocladiella mackenziei CBS 650.93, 702 nucleotides. RefSeq lists its product as uncharacterized. Bases 1 to 702 code for a protein of 233 amino acids. The record is from RefSeq and is a predicted model, not a curated record. Lineage: Eukaryota; Fungi; Ascomycota; Eurotiomycetes; Chaetothyriales; Herpotrichiellaceae. The transcript is spliced from 4 exons.
AUGCAAGCGUCAUCUAACUCGUGCACUAAUCGCUGGAUAUAUGAGGUCACCGAGCCCUUCUUACGGAUUUGCUCGGGGGCGCCUGCGGUCGUGAACGAUACACAACUGGCACUCCAAAAGGACGAACAUGGCUCAUACCAAAGGAUUCCAUAUGUGAAAGUGCUCCGUCGCUUCAAACUAUCCGACCUGAGCGUCCGGCUGCCGGAGAAGGCAACAUAUCCGCGCUUUGUCGAUCUUCUUAUUACAACCAAGAAGAACACCUACACUCUCAUCGAGUUCAAGAACAUUCAACUGCCCUACUUGGGACUCGAUGGAGAUAAUAGCGACCGAGCGAAACAGCUAGAGACCAUGGGACUAGAAGAGAACCUUGGGUUACGAUUCAAAAAGGAUAAAUUCCGCUCAGGUACUAUCCGCAACCGGGUCGAUGGGAGAGGCAGGAGUCAGAACUCUGGAAAUGUCCGCAAGCAGCUUCAGUCUUACAUUAAGGGGCCCAGCGUACAAAGGGAGAUCACCGACAAAAAUUUCCGUGCCUUUGCGGUGAUUAUUGUCGGAUCGCGGCAGAUACUUGUACGUGAGAUGGAUAGGCAUGGCAAAUGGGUCAGCGGGAUCAAGCUCGCAUGGAAUGGUCAAACAAGUGGAAUUAAGCUUGCAGCUUCGAUUGGUUCCCGACGAGAGUACAGGAAGAUGGAUAUGAAGCCCUAG